This is a messenger RNA of Plasmopara halstedii, 384 nucleotides long. RefSeq lists its product as uncharacterized. The record is from RefSeq and is a predicted model, not a curated record. The transcript has 2 exons. Bases 1 to 384 code for a protein of 127 amino acids. NCBI's taxonomy places the organism in Eukaryota, Oomycota, Peronosporomycetes, Peronosporales, Peronosporaceae.
AUGGAACUUGACGACAAGAUGACAGCGCGACAAAUGAUGGCUGGCAUGUUUGCUCUGCUUCAACGCCAACAAGAAAUGCAAGAAGAAAUGCGAAUGCAACGCCAAGUCCAGCCCGACCUCAAAGUAAAAGGUGUGGAAAUGCCUAAAUAUCAUGGUGGACUUGAUGAAAGUUUGGAGUUGUUCUUCUUUCAUGCCCAAAAGUACUGUCAGUCACAAAACAUUGACAUGCACGUUAUCAAGAUCGUUGAAGAGUUCACGAACUACGCCGACGUUCAGCGCAACCUCAUCGACAAGAAGAUUUCAGACAUUGUCUGCUACGAACUCAAGAAGAAGAUUUCUCGCAAGACCGAGGAAGAAGAAGUCGUUGACUACUUUUGCCAAUAA